CAAUGGAAAGUGAUGGUAACGAUGUUUGCUAGGUGAGAUUCGACAUGAGGUGAACUUUUUCCCUAUUCCCGCUUCUCACUGCUAUUGUCAACCUCACUUCCUCAAAACAACAUCACCUUACAAUGAUAUCCUUCUAUUCUAUCCCUCUUCUAUUGUCAAUCAAGAUGUAUAUAAUCCUUCUCCUUCUCAUCUUCUUCCUCGAAAACUCCAGACAUCGCCCACCCACCACCUCUCGCCUAUCAAAACGAAUCCCAAAAACCAAGCAGCCGGUCCUGCACCCCAUUCACCACCACCAAACCCACCGAGAAUGGCCAACCGACGACCCGUCCCCACCACCCACCAAGCGCUGGCCGCUUUCCGCCAGGAGUCGGCCAAACUCCUCAUCUUCUAUGACGACGCGGGCGUCUUGCGCCACGAGCAGGCCCCGUGGUGGCUCGGGACCAGUUUGGAGGAGGACGGAGAGGAGCCGCUUGAGCUCUUCCCUGGAUUUCAGGAAGUUGAAGUGGAGGAGUGUCGCGCGCUGCCGGUUCGGCGUGUCUCGGAGGAUGUUCGAGCUGGAGAGCAUGUUGCUGGGGAGAGGUUGGGGAGCGUUGAGGGCGGGGUUCGAGAGGAGAGCGUCCGGCUGGUCCGGAAGAGGGAGAAGAGGAAGAAGGGGAAGAAGCGAGGGGAGAGGGAGCGUGGGGCUGUUCCCAAGACCAGGAAGAAGGACCCUGCGGCUGUCGCUGUUGCUCCUGCGGCGCCUGUCGUUGUUGCGGGUGGUGGGGAUCUGCCGGACCUGCCGUACUCGUCAAUGUACGACAGGAUCAAGAGGAGGAAGCCUCGGCAGGGGUGA
Molecule: messenger RNA, 832 nt
Organism: Neohortaea acidophila
Lineage: Eukaryota; Fungi; Ascomycota; Dothideomycetes; Mycosphaerellales; Teratosphaeriaceae
Exons: 1
Source: RefSeq, a predicted model, not a curated record